Molecule: messenger RNA, 3315 nt
Organism: Venturia canescens
Lineage: Eukaryota; Metazoa; Arthropoda; Insecta; Hymenoptera; Ichneumonidae
Exons: 3
Coding region: 1-3315 (1104 amino acids)
Biological process (GO): axonemal central apparatus assembly; epithelial cilium movement involved in extracellular fluid movement
Cellular component (GO): axonemal central apparatus
Source: RefSeq, a predicted model, not a curated record
AUGACGGCGAAGAGGAAACAAUCAACUUCGGCUAAGGAAAGCCGAACGUCAUCAUCGUGGAUCGAAGCUCUGGAAGCCAUAACGAUAAACGAUGAGAAUUGGUGGUGCACGAUGUCAAUGAUUGUCGAAACUGUGCCAUCACAAAUCAGAUCAAUCGAAUUCUUUGAGGAGCCUGCGGAAAAUGGUUCGAGAAGAGCUAUUCAUGUACUGACACUAAAAAAGUUGAUGAACAGCGUGAAAAGUUUGUCAAAAAUUGACGAGAGCAAGUGUCCGGUUGCACAGAGAGUAUUUCAUCAAGCGAACAGGCUCAUCGCUCGAGGUGAAAAUUUAGAAUCUUGGCUCACGGCCAGACUCGUAAAGUACCUCGUUUAUCGAGCGAAAAUGGAAACGAUGCUCAGAGUCCAAAGGGAAACAGAUAUCGAGCAUGAGAUAGAUCGAAGUAUACGAGCUUUGCUACCUACCACUAAUGCAGAAUCGGAGCGUUCAAUCAAAUCAGCAAAAACAAAAGACUCCGAUCAAGCUUUUGACCUCUCGGUUAGACCCAAAUCACAUACUUAUUUACGAAAACGCGGCCAAAUACAGAAGAACAAGUUUUACGUGGACGAUUCACCGGAGAGCGGUCCUCAUUUGUUCAUUAUUCUGACGGGUUUUCGUGAUCCAAAUUUACCAUUGGAGCUCAUGAAAGCCGGUCUCCCUUUGAUCUGCGUUCUCAAGAUGAAAAAUCCGGAGGAUGAUCUUGGUACCGUCGAUAAUACCGGAAGAAAUUUACAACCGACCGAUAAAGUUGUUGAACGUAAGAAAAGCAACUUACUCGAGAAGUUAACGGAAAAGGAACUCGCUCAGUUUUGGGAAACAUUUGAAAAAUCCUUGAACCAUGAGGAAAAUAUAGAGCUUUAUUCCAGUGUCAUGAUUCGAAACUUUUGCCCACCGGAAAUACCCUCAUACGAUGACCACGGAGAAAUCGAAAAAUAUAAAAAAGACCUGUAUGAUCGGGUCUCUUAUAUUGUUUACGAUCUUUUUGAUCUUCAGACUCUCCAUGCCGAAUACCUCAGAAGCAUCAAGGUUUUGCACAUACCUGCAGAAUCACCCGGAGAUUCGAAAAUUUACAUGACUAUAAUGAACGCAGUUCCUGCUGAAUGUUCUUUUGUCAGUGUUAUAUUGCAGGCCAUGAUUUCCCAAGUUGAAGCCAAUAUUUCAAAUGAGCAUUCUUCGAACGAGAGCGUUUCGAAUAGCUACGAAAUUUCAGGAUUCCAUGAGAAAUCAUUCGUCAGUGAAGCAUCAGAAAAUAACAACGAUCCGGAUACUUCAUUGAUCGUUGAUAAUGAUCGAGGUGAUCACAAGAACAAUUGGAAGAACCACAUUCAAGAACGUAAUCUUACCACUCGACUUAUUCCAAAGGAACUUCUUUCAGCUUCGAGAGCUGUGAAUCGAAGAGUCAUCCUCGAAUGUGAUUACCUCGAGUUGAAGACUCAUCACGUUCCGCUUAAUCACGAUAUCAUUAAGCUAGUUAAGCCUGAGCCUACAUCAUUGGCUGAAUUCGCUGAAAGAAGUUAUCGAAAUCCGAGAGUUCUUGAUUUAUGGAAGAAUCAUGACACGCUUACGGAGGAUGCCAAAAAAAAACAUCAGAAUUGUAUAAAAAAGAUCGCGCAGUGCUUGAGUUUUCCAGUGAAUUCAAAGAGACUUAUUCACUACCUUCACCUUCGAUUCUUCGACAAAAUGAUUCACGAUCGGCUUAAUCCAAGUUUUAUCUGCGACGAAAAUCACGAGGGCGUGACAAGGAAAAAUAAAGGCGCUUUUCCUCUCGCGGUUCAUUCAGAGCCAUUCCCACUGGCAUCGAGAGACAUUCAAACCGAUCGAACUUUAGCAUCCGGUGGUGAUCUGAUUUCCAAUUUACUCGCAUCCAAAAGCGAUAGUAUAAUCGAUUAUCACGUGGCUCGAGGUGACGACAUCCUCGGAUUUCAAGAAAUGUCGGUCGCUCUCAAGAACAGCCAUAAAAUGCUGGCUGAUCUGGACCCUUUUACGGAAACGGGGAGUGAAAAAGUCGGAAAAACGAGAGGAGACAGUUCGUAUCUCGAGGAGUUUAUCGACGCUCGUCUACUAUCUACCAGGACUUUACUACAGGCGGUCGACCAAUGCUUCCAAAAAUAUCAAAGGUUUUACUCCGAAUACUCCGAGAUCACGGACUCGAUGCUACUGUGCUUCGGUCACGUUGACAAACCACGGAAAUCAUCUCAAGCCAAACAAAAUGAAGAAAAACGACCGUUUUUUUUUUACGACGAUCCUCAGUCUCAACAAACUUUCAAAAUAGUAACGCCUGUUUGCCUUAGAAACUUUUGCGAAUAUGUUAUUCACCAAGAGAAGGACUUUAUUCGUCAUAUUGAGAAGAUGAGAUUCGCUAGAAAAUCAAUGAGUCCUGGUGAAUUGACAAGAAAAUUGAGUCAACACAGUGACAUUGGGAUUCUCGGUGUAACGACCUUCGACGACCAUGAUUUUAUACUACCCAAUUCUUUAAAAGGGCAGACGAGACGCAAAAUCUCAAAGUCAAAAUCACUUAUCGAAAUGGACAUUCCUUUGGAAAAGAUUGAUCCUCAAACCGUUAAGAGUGAUACUGAUCAUAAGAAAAAGAAAAACAACGGCGGCGAAAGCAGCAGCAGAAAAAUUCCGUCAUUGAGAUGUGCCAAAGACGACGAAUCUUACAAAUUCAUAGGUUACGACAUCGGACCUAACGUAGUUCAUCUUACAACACGGAGUGAAACAUUCCUCUCCCCGGAUGGCACCCUGGUCAAGGUCGAUUUGGAUGAAUGGCUCCAUGGAAAAAAAAUUCUCGGAAUUGGUAUUGAUCUUCAAGAUUGUUUCCUGAAAGUUGAACGUACAAUCGGUUCUGAGGAUGAUCACAACCAGCCAUUUCACUUGACGACCAACAAUGGAAUUGUCAUGGCUUUUUCUCAGAUCUCACGAGUUGACCUGAGGAUCGUAAGAGCCGACAGUUUCGAGAAUCCUUUCUACAUUCAGCAGAGGUACGUUUCAAAAGGUUCCGAGUGCGAGAACGUGUCACGAGAGAGUUACCGCAAGUUCUUGAGGAACGGCACUGUUCUCAAGUUUCUCGGUGACAAUGAGAUCGAAGUGUUGCGUCCGAAUGGCACAAUAGUUCGAUGCUUCGGGUACGACAAGUUCUCCGGAGAGUUUGUCUCUGGAAGCAAUACGAGCGUUAGCAAAGGGAGAAAUCCACUCAUCGAAGGAAGAUGCUGCGAGAGUCAAGAUAACUCGGUACACCGUAGUCGAGGACGAUGGUCGUCGCUACGAAGUCAAGAAUGA